GGGUAGACAAGCAGAGAGAGGGAGAGAGAGAUAGAAAUAGAAAGAGGAUUGGGAGAGAAACAUGGAAGGCAAAGGGGAGGGAGUGUGGAUCAUGCAUGUGCAUUAACUCAGCUCCAGUGGCACAGCAGCAGCAGCAGCAGCAGCGCAGGAGGCAGUGAGAGGGAGGAAGGCAGAGGAGAGUUGGAGGGAGGCUGCUUAGAACAAAAGCUGCAGAGGACCGCACUCCAUCACUAAAAGAACAACAGAGGUGUAACAGAGGAGGGAAGUGGAGGAUUGUCAUGAGUGUAAUGAGACAAUAACGGAGAAGAGGCACCCUGUAGUCAGUGAGUACUGACACAAAGCUCUUGUCUUGUCUGCUCUCCAUGUUUUUGGGCAUCCACCGUACUGUUGCCCUCAUCUCCAAAGCCAGCGGAGAAUGUCGGGGAAAAAGGAAUUUGAUGUGAAGCAGAUCCUCAGACUUCGCUGGCGCUGGUUCAGCCACUCAUCCCAAGGUUCGGCGGGAAGCGGCGGUGUUGGCGGCGGUGGAGGGUAUAUUCAGCAGGAUGGCACCGACCACAGGGGGACCCCUGUCCAGGGCCGGCUCAAGAGCCACUCUCGGGAAAGAGGCGGGGGAGGACUGAGGAAGUCGAGCAGCCCGGCCCACAGUAUCCUGGCACCGACGCCUGUCUGUGUCAGAUCGGGUCAGCAAUCAUGGCAACAGCAACAACAACACACUGUGCCGGGCCUUCAGGUCAAUGAGGACACCUCCAAAACCACUUCUUCGCCCAGCACCACCAGAAAAGAGGACCCCAACACAGGCAAAGAAGAUGUGAAGUGCAACACAGAGGAACCUGCAGAGGUGGAGGCCAGAGAGAGGUUGGCUCUGAGCACCUUCACCAGAAUGAAUACCAACUCCUCUGAUGAAUUCUUCCAGGCCACAAAUCAUGCAGAGCAGACAUUCCUAAAAAUGGAGCGUUACCUACAGCAUAAGCAACUGUGUGAUGUCCUCCUGAUAGCAGGCGAUCACAGGAUACCAGCUCACAGACUUGUUCUGAGCGCCGUCUCCGACUACUUUGCUGCAAUGUUCACCAGUGAUGUGAGGGAGGCCAAACAGGAGGAGAUCAAGAUGGAAGGGGUGGAUCCAGAUGCCCUAACCUGCUUGGUUCAUUUUGCCUACACUGGUGUCCUUGAGUUGAAAGAGGAGACCAUCGAGAGUUUAUUGGCGGCAGCUUGCCUCUUGCAGCUUUCACAAGUAAUACAGGUUUGCUGCAACUUCCUGAUGAAGCAGCUUCACCCCUCGAACUGCUUGGGAAUACGCUCUUUUGCCGACGCCCAGGGGUGCGUGGACCUUCUCAACGUGGCUCACAACUACACCAUGGAAAACUUUAUGGAGGUCAUUCAGAACCAGGAGUUUCUCCUGCUACCUACUGCCGAGAUAGUGAAGCUUCUGUCCAGUGAUGACAUCAAUGUGCCUGACGAGGAGACUAUCUUCCAGGCCCUGAUGAUGUGGGUGAGACACGACGUUCAGCAUCGGCAGCAGGACCUCGGAGUGCUCCUCUCUUAUAUUCGACUGCCUUUACUUCCCGCACAGCUUAUAGCUGACCUAGAAAACAACAAGAUGUUCUCUGAUGAUCUGGAAUGCCAAAAAUUGUUGAUGGAGGCAAUGAAGUAUCACCUUCUGCCUGAGCGCCGUCCCAUGUUUCAGAGCCCGAGAACCAAACCCCGAAAGUCCACUGUGGGGGCACUUUAUGCUGUUGGAGGGAUGGAUGCUACCAAAGGCUCAACCACCAUAGAGAAGUAUGACCUGCGCACCAACACCUGGAUCCCACUUGGAGUUAUGAAUGGACGCCGACUACAGUUUGGUGUGGCUGUAAUAGACAACAAGUUGUAUGUGGUUGGUGGAAGAGAUGGGCUGAAGACCUCCAACAUGGUGGAGUGUUAUAAUCCAAUCAAUAAAAUUUGGUCCACCAUGCCCCCCAUGUCAACACACCGACAUGGACUUGGUAUUGCUGUGCUGGAGGGUCCCAUGUAUGCCGUAGGCGGUCAUGACGGUUGGAGCUAUCUCAACACCGUAGAGCGCUGGGACCCGCAGGCCCGACAGUGGAACUAUGUGGCCAGUAUGUCGACACCACGGAGCACCAUGGGAGUCACUGCACUUAAUGGGAAAUUGUUUGCCGUCGGUGGCCGGGAUGGCAGCUCCUGUCUGAAAUCAAUGGAGUGCUUCGAUCCUCACACCAACAAAUGGAGCAUGUGCGCCCCCAUGGCCAAGAGGCGAGGGGGAGUAGGUGUGGCCACGUACAAUAACUUCCUGUACGCUGUGGGGGGACAUGACGCCCCGGCCUCCAACCACUGUUCCCGUCUCUCAGAUUGUGUUGAAAGGUAUGACCCCAAGACGGACACAUGGACCACUGUGUCCUCACUCAGCAUUCCUCGGGACGCCGUAGGUGUUUGCCUGCUCGGUGACAGGCUAUAUGCUGUGGGUGGAUAUGAUGGGCAAUCCUACCUUAACAGUGUUGAGUCAUAUGAUGCCCAAAACAAUGAAUGGACUCAGGAGGUCCCUCUAAACAUUGGCAGGGCAGGUGCCUGUGUGGUGGUGGUGAAACUGCCUUGAGCGCUUUUUGUCCCAUGCUUGCAUGAUAUAAACAAAUGAAGACGAGCAUACCACCGAAACAACAAAGACAACUCCUCUGAGAGACACUUGUUUUUAUCCUUUCAGCUUUCCAGAUUUUUGAGAGAGAAAAAACAUGACCAGGCCUCUCCCUCACUAUUGGCGCACAUGUGGGCCCACUGGGGAGGACCCACUCCCAAAUUGGAAUGUGCGUUCUUGACAUUCUCCACCGAUCAACACUUUUCAUACACUUGGCCAAGCUGUAGCAAAUCAGCGCCAAGAAAUUGAUGUAUUGCUUUGUUUCUCUGUUUCUACAAAAAAGCUGUGUGUAAGACUCUACAUUUUAUCACAUUAUCUAACGACAGAUUUAUUCACAAACAUUUUCCUAUGGUUUCUGUUUCAAACUGUAUAUUUUAGGGCUACUUUUUUCCCUUUUGAAGCCACCAAACUUACGUGUCACUGUGAACAAUAACAAUACAAAAUGCUUUUUUUUGGCUGCAAAUGUCAAGUUGUUGUUUCUUAGUCAAGCCUGUAGCGUUACAGAACACCAAAGUUAUUUGCUUGUUGUUAGAAGUCUUUUGGAUUUAAUGAAGGUUUACAGAAUUGUGAAUUAUGCAAUACAUAUCAUAUUGAUAUUUCACAUUGCUACACAUGUGUUCUUAGUCAAUUUUAAAGCUAUGUUAUCUGAUUAUUGCUUAUUUUGCAAUUCUUUCAUGCGUGCAGAGUGAAUGCACUAUGUCUUAUAUAAACUUUACUGUGUGUUCUGUACAUGCCAUCUUGGGUCAAGUAGAUGUUUAGCAGCUAUUAUACAAGUUUAUGACCCAAUAUCUACGACCAAUUGCCAAAAAAGCCCGUAAAAAAGUAUUUUGUAUGCAUGUGUGGGGGUGUGCAGGUGUGUGUAUACAUAUAAAGGUGCGUGUGUGUGUGUGCGUGUUUGAGAAUUUUUAUUAUCAAAUGCUUUCUAGAGCGAAUCUCACUUUCUAUGUUUUUAAACAUUAUUUUGUACAGCAUGUUAGCAUAUAAAUUUAAUCAUUUAAGUUGACUGCAUGCUCAAAUUCAUGUUUUGAAAUUUUGAGGAAAUAAACAUUUUUACCUGAACGGC
Messenger RNA from Corythoichthys intestinalis (scribbled pipefish), 3689 nucleotides. It is a transcript of the gene klhl4, whose product is annotated as kelch-like family member 4. The record is from RefSeq and is a predicted model, not a curated record. Bases 416 to 2590 code for a protein of 724 amino acids. The transcript has 11 exons. Lineage: Eukaryota; Metazoa; Chordata; Actinopteri; Syngnathiformes; Syngnathidae. Gene Ontology annotation, molecular function: protein binding.